CAGGCGCCGUCACCCACCAGUGAGAAGCCUGAGUAUUGCUAUUAUUUACCAUCAGUGAUCCGAGCCUCGAGAUAGCAUUUUUCGCCGUUUUCAAGGAUCCCAAGAGCCUGGGCAGCCCGAGGAUGUGCCGAAGCUGAUCCCAAGAGCCGCACCAUGGUCGUCGGAGCGCCCGACAAGCCACUGCACUCCAGAUAGUGUACUUGUCUUUGUUCGCUGCGAAUGAGAGUGCCCUGUAGCCCUGCAGCAGAAAGGCAACACGGCUCUAACGGGAACGGGGUUUUGAUCCCUGCUGGCGCCUGGCGCAGCCCGAAACCCCUGGAUGGUUUCACUGCAUGAGGAAAACACUGCUUAGCAUGAUCCAGUCCAACAGGAACAAGCUGGAGGUUUUGAAACAACCGUGGUGGAUCCCUCCAAUCCUUCGCAAGAAACCUCAACAUAGUUUUUCUGUUUGCACAGGCUCCAUGAAACAAAGCUACGUGCAGUUGAGGCGGGUGUUCAUGGAGGAAGAAGCUUUAAUCAACAAGAAACUCCCCAAGGAGUUGUUACUUAGGAUAUUUUCCUGUUUGGAUGUGGUGUCACUGUGCAGAUGUGCACAAGUGUCAAAGGCAUGGAAUGUUUUAGCCUUGGAUGGAAGCAACUGGCAGCGCAUUGACUUGUUUGAUUUCCAAAGAGAUGUUGAGGGUCCUGUUAUAGAAAACAUUUCUCGAAGAUGCGGGGGCUUCUUGCGAAAGCUCAGCUUAAAAGGCUGUCAAUCAAUUGCUGAUGGGUCAAUGAAGUUAUUUGCACAACUAUGUCACAAUGUAGAAGAUUUAAAUCUCAAUUUAUGUAAAAACAUAGGUGACAGCACUUGUCAAGCUCUGAGCAAACAUUGCCCUAAGCUACAGCGUAUAGAUUUGGGGUCAUGUUGUGAGAUAACUGACAACUCUUUGAAGGCAUUGUCAGAUGGCUGCCCAGCUCUUACACAUUUAAACAUAGCAUGGUGUGAUAGCAUAACACAUUUUGGUGUUGAAGCAUUGGCUCAUGGGUGCCCCAAAUUACGUUCUUUUAUGUGUAGUGGGUGUGUCCAAUUGAAUGAUGCUGCUAUUCGUGUUUUAGCAGAACACUGUCCAAAUCUUGAGGUUGUCAACUUAUUUGGCUGUAAUUUGGUCACAGAUGAAGCAGUCCAUAAGCUAGCUGAAAACUGUCAUGGUUUACAUUAUCUUUGCCUCUCAGGAUGCACCCUGCUGACUGAUGCAUCUCUCAUUAUUUUGGCUCAGCAGUGUCACUUGCUUAGCACACUGGAGGUGGCAGGGUGCUCACAAUUUACUGACACAGGAUUUCAGGCCUUAGCCAGAAGCUGCCGCCUUCUUGAAAAGAUGGAUCUUGAAGAAUGUAUUUUAAUAACAGAUACUACCCUUAUGCAUUUGGGAAUGGGUUGCCCUAGACUUGAAAAGCUUAGUUUGUCACAUUGUGAGCUCAUUACAGACGAAGGCAUUCGACAUUUGGGGAUGUCACCUUGUGCUGCAGAAAACUUAACAGUCCUUGAAUUGGACAACUGCCCUCUAAUAACUGAUGCCUCAUUGGACAAUUUAGUUUCUUGUCACAAUCUUCAGCGCAUUGAGUUAUAUGACUGUCAGCUUAUCACUCACACAGGAAUUCGAAGAUUAAGGAGCAACCUGCCGAAUAUAUUGGUUCAUGCAUAUUUUGCCCCAGCAACACCCCCUCCUGCUGUUGGAGGCACUCGCCAGCGCUACUGCCGUUGUUGUGUUAUAUUAUGAGGAAAUUAUACUGUCUGACAAAAAAUAGACUUGAGUUUGGUGCCUUUUCAGGUCGUAUGAGGCUGAAGCUUUUUGUGAGGAAGUGCGAGUGGAAGAAUCUUUACAUCGAGUAAAAACAAACAUACUUUAUGAUAUUUAGUCAUUUACAUUCUUAGUCAUUAUCAAAACCAUAUUAGGACUAAGGAGGUAGAUAUGCUGUAGUAGCUUCCUUGUUGUCUUGCCCUUUUAAAAAAAAUCACUAUUUUAGUGCAGUACCAGUACUCUCCAAUUAAGUUUUAAAUUUAAAAGAUAAUUAUUUCAUUCUUAUGAGUUUAUGACCAAUUUUUAUAAUAACCAUACAUACAUUCAGUCUUUCAGACUCCUAUCUUCAAACUCCAAUCUUACAAUUAUAUCCAUUAUAUGUAUGUCAGUAAUCUUUUUAUUUGAGGCCUUAUAAUUUUUGUUUUUGUUGCCAACUGACCAGAUAAAGCUUUUUACUUCAUUGUCCCAUUGUGUGCCUGUGUACUAACUGUUAGUCUUCUGGUCAUACUUUUAAAGUUGCUCGUGUUCCAUCUCUCUUUCUUUCUUUUUUCAAAUUUUGCUUUUGUUUGUUUUCCUUAGCCCUGGGUUCAUCCAUUUAAUUACAAAACUCAAAUGGGCAUUGCUUGAAAGGGCUUUUACCACAUCAAUGAACCCCCCCACCCCUUUCCUUUCUUUUUAAAAAAAGAACAAGUGUCCAAGUGACCAGACGACUUGAGUACCAUCGUUGUUUUAUGCACCUGUUGCAUAGUGCCUUCAUGCUUUUGUUGUUAGCGUUUCUUUGGCUGUGGUUUCUUACUCAAACUUGCAGAUCCUUUUACAUUUACCAGCCUGAAAUUUAUAAUUUUGUCUAAAGUUCAUGUCUAGUUGGUGCGUGAAGAAUUGAUUAUGUUGUGUGAGUUUCAUAGUUUAUAAUAUUUUGCUUUUGAUUUAGAAACGCAUUGUGAUUUAUGUGCAAUAUGUUGCUUGAGCAUCCAGUAUCUUUUGUUUUGUUUUUGUGUUCAAUUAUGUAGUUACUGCACCGUUUAUUUUUGUUACAAUUUGUUAUCUCAUAGCAGAUCGGUGUAAUAUUAUCACCCGCAAUGAAAUCCCUAAUUUCAAAUGCAUUUGCUUGUCCCCUGACAGCAGUCAGACAUAGACUGUCGCCAUAUGAGCAUUGGGAGGCUCCUAAAUUUCUUUGUCAGAAAGUACUCUUUACUGCGAUAAAUUAUUGUUAUUAUAAUAUUACUAUCAUAUUAUUAUCAAACGUCUUGUAUAAAAAGCUGUGAUUGUUAUGUCAGAUAAAGCUUGUAGUGUGUUAAAGUAAAAAUAUGUGAAGCUGCAUAUAAGCAUGUGCCUUGGAUGUGAGACAAAAUGCCUCUAGUUGUCAUUAAAUGGUAAGAUUUUUGCUUUGGUUUUCCUGCGACCAUUUCUAGUAUGCCUGAGAGCAGUGUGGAAAAGCUACAGUUGUCUGCCAUUCUGCAUUUAUAUUACUCAAACAUUACUUUACCUAGAUGGUCUUUGCUGGUUCUUUAUACAUUUUUCCCAACUGUUUUUUUUUUCUAAACUUUGAUUGAUUGUAAUUUAUUGAAGCAAAUCAAAUAUGCUGGUAUUUGCUAGUUUUGUAGAAUCAGUGAUAUGAAAAUCGAAUCUGCUUAAUUAAGAGGUUUGCAGCUGUACAAUGAACAUUUUCUGUGUACUGCUCUGUGGAUAAAGUCUGUGGCUGUGAGAUAUUAGUGGAGAAUCGAGGACUUGUGGCAGUGAAUGAUUAAUUUCUACCUUGACUGAAAGAGAAGUAGAUUGAUCUGUUUUAAUUGUGUUGCUUUUGUGAGGGUUUCACACAGAUUUUUUUUCUCCAUACCUUUUUGAGAUAUCAAGCGGCUUUGGUAAUUCAAAUGAGAUCAACUCUGUGUUUUAGCCAUAUUGGUUUUCCAUUGUAACUAAUGUAAAACCUACAACACUUGCUCAGUAGAUUAGACAAUGAAUCACUGAACCGGGUCAGGCGUCUGAAGAGCAAAGUUGCCCAGCAGUAGUAGUGCUGGCUGCUGUGCGUCUCAACUUGUCAUCAAGUAUUGAUCACAAAAUUUAUCCUAUUUUCUUUUUUUCUAUCAAACACUGUAUUGGACAGAGUAGGGAACAGAAAUGUGAAGGAAAAGCUACUGAAGUCAGUAUUUGUUGUUUUUAAUAAAGAGUUGUGCUCGUUACUGCUUUGAAACUUUGGAGCACAGAACUAAAAUGCUGCCAAUUGCACAAUUUUAUGUAAAAUUGUGUGACUUUUUUGGUGGCUGAUGAAAAAUAGACACUGGCAUCUGGUACCUACAUUUUCUUCCUUCCUUUCUGCAUCAAUUGCGUCGAAUCUUGAUUGUAACUGUGAUAAAAAGAAGGUCAAUUUUUUGAAAACUGAUAAUGAAUGCUAUCAUAAAAUUUCAUUAAUCAUCAUGUUAUGAGACUAGUGGUCUCAUGAUCAUCAUGUCAUAUUACAUUAGUCAAACUAUGUAUGCGAUGCCUUAUAUCAUCGUAGUGCUGUUCCCCGUUGGCACCUUUUACUUACUUUGAUCUGACCUAGCAGACUCCCAAAAAAUGUUGUUGAGUUAUUGUGCUUUUUCUCUUGUCAAGUACAUAUUAUCUUCUUUGUUUAUUGUCCAAUUAAAGUUGUCACUGAAACUAAAUUGCAGCCAUAGAAAUGAAUGAACAAAGAAGACCAGUGGCUGUUUUUCUGUGUCCACAACGACUGCUUUGUUAAGAGGAUUUUAUUUGUGAACAAUGUACUACAUAGGUAGCCUUAACAAUUAUUUCUAAGUUAUUUAUAUUUAAAACUUUCCUACUGUAUUUAUCGUAUCUGUUCGUGGUAAGUGUCCAUUGUCUCAUGGUGAGAUAAUAAGUAACUUAUUAAAUAAAGAUUUUUUUUUAUUUUUA
Messenger RNA from Thrips palmi, 4670 nucleotides. RefSeq names its product F-box/LRR-repeat protein 20. Bases 333 to 1757 code for a protein of 474 amino acids. The record is from RefSeq and is a predicted model, not a curated record. Gene Ontology annotation, molecular function: protein binding. Gene Ontology annotation, cellular component: SCF ubiquitin ligase complex. The transcript is spliced from 11 exons. NCBI's taxonomy places the organism in Eukaryota, Metazoa, Arthropoda, Insecta, Thysanoptera, Thripidae. Gene Ontology annotation, biological process: SCF-dependent proteasomal ubiquitin-dependent protein catabolic process.